Messenger RNA from Haplochromis burtoni (Burton's mouthbrooder), 3124 nucleotides. Its product is annotated as globoside alpha-1,3-N-acetylgalactosaminyltransferase 1. Gene Ontology annotation, biological process: carbohydrate metabolic process. The record is from RefSeq and is a predicted model, not a curated record. Gene Ontology annotation, molecular function: hexosyltransferase activity. Gene Ontology annotation, cellular component: Golgi apparatus; vesicle; membrane. NCBI's taxonomy places the organism in Eukaryota, Metazoa, Chordata, Actinopteri, Cichliformes, Cichlidae.
CACUGACCAAAACCCACUGAUCAAAGACCAUGAGUACCAUUCACAGAGAGUUGGGGAAUUGCUGCAAUCACGGCAUUGUAAGGUCUGCCCCGGGCCUCCUCCCAGUGGGACAUGGCCAGAACACCUCACCCUGGAGGCAUCCCUGUCAGAUGCCCAAACCGCCACUACUUUCAAAGCCAGGAAGUGAUGUCAGAAUGAGGAAACGCUCCAAGACCUUAAAACAGGAACAAAUCUGUGUUUUUGGAGCUGUUCCCCUCUGCUUCACUGCAGGUGCUCUGACCUCUAAACAGUUUUCCUGAGCUGCUCGGUCCUCCUCGAGCAGCUCAGGAAAACUGUUUACCUGUUUCUGCUGAGAGGAGCAGCUGCACAUGUGAUGUACUGUUAGCGACUCCAGGCCAGCGAGGAUCUGCUGGAGCUCAGCUCAGGAGGGAGGCAAAGGCUUAUGAUCCUGCACAACAACAACAACCAUCAUUUUCACACAAACAGAGGACUGUCAUGUGAUGCGUGUGCAUACCUUCAUGUUGUUCCACGGGAGUGGACACAGCUCCACACCUGCAUGAUGAGCUGAUGUCUUUUAUUGACUAACUGAAGAAUCAGAAAUGAAUCUUUUUGGUAAUUAUUAAGCAAUCAUUAAUAUUCAAAGGAGAAAGCACAACUUGUGUCUUCAAUGAAACAUUGAAGCAAAAAAGCUUCAUUUUGGAAUGCUGCAGCGCUACUUGAAUGUGGGCGGGGCUUUGCUGAAAUGGUACGGGGGCCUUCUGUGACAUUCACCUGCACACGGUGUGAAGGUUUGAUGUGACGACUUUAUGUUACUGUGACAACAGCACACUUGUGUCAGGUGACCGCGCUCCGUUUACAGCCGUGUUAUUUUAGGCCCAGAUAACUUCAGACUUCAUGGCGCCGAAACACGCGUCUCGGUUUACAGUUGUGAAAAGAAGCUUCGUAUAACGAUGCGAUAAGGAGGUCAGAGCGUACAGGAAGUCAGGGCGGGCUUUAAAUGUGAUCCAGCCGCUGCUGGAAUGAGAGUUCAGUGUGGGAGCAAGCAGCCGUGAGAGGAGGAGGGGCUGUCUCAGGUAACCUGAGCCACAGGUGUGUACCUGCUGAUCUUCUUUCUGAGACUGGACGUUGCUGCAGCCCCUCCAUUCAUCAACAAGCUGCUUUAGCUCCUCCCAUUUCUCCGCUGACUGGCUGCUCCUUUAUUAACAGUUCAGAUUCUCUCUCUCUCGCUCUCUCUCUCUCUCUAGGGUGUGGAGGAUGUGAGUUGUGCCUGAACACUUCAACCUGCUAAUCAGAUCCAGCCAGUAAACGCUGCGUUCUGUGCAGACACAGAGGAGUCGGGCUGGUUUUAUUAGACUUGCUGGAUCAGAAGCCAAGUGCUGGACGCGGUCUCGGUGGUUGAUGUGGUCCUGAUCGGGACCGAGAGACCUGCGAGGAUCGGACCCGUCCCGGUCUGAAAGAUGGCCGUGCUCCACACAAAAGCUGUGACUGUGAUCCUGUCUGUCACUGUGCUGCUGGGGCUGCUGUACUUGUCCCAGUACUACAGAUCUGCCGUUGAAACCACCACGUUCAGUCAGCCUGGUAUUGAUCUCCACCUGGAGUCUCCUGAGCAUCGUACUGACGUGGUGACGGUGACGCCGUGGUUGGCUCCGGUGGUCUGGGAGGGAACCUUCAACCCGUUUCUCUUGGACAGCAUCUACAAAAGGAAGAACAUCACCAUUGCUGCCACAGUCUUCGCUGUCGGAAAGUACAUCAUGUUCCUGAAGGACUUUCUGCAGACGUCUGAGGAGCACUUCUUUGUUGGCUUCAGGGUGGACUUUUACGUGUUCACUGAUCGCCCUAACGAGGUGCCCAAAGUGAACAUGGCGGCCGGCAGAAUGCUGACGGUGCGCUCAGUGCCCAGCUCAAACCGCUGGCAGGAGAUCUCAGCUCGCAGGAUGGAGAUCAUCCAGAACCUGAUCGAGAAGAAGCUUCAGAACCGCGCCGACUACAUCUUCUGUCUGGACGUCGACUCAAAGUUCCACGGUCGCUGGGGGGCCGAGUCGCUGGGAGGACUUGUGGCCGUGAUCCAUCCAGGUUACUACAGAGAUGACCGCAGCAGGUUCCCCUACGAGCGGAGUCCUGCGUCCAACGCCUAAACUGGGUGAAAUGAGCCAGUGUGUGUCUGACUUUGGGAAAGGCCUCGCACGUCUGACCUUCACCCAUAAUCCCUCUCAGGAAUCAUUUUUAACCCCACCCCCAGACCUCUGCUGAGCAUGUACAGUUUGUAAACAAUUUAUGCUGUUGAGUCAUAGAAAUGUCCCACCCUCAGCCCCCCUGAGGUCUUUGAUCAAAUUCAUGGAGCUGCCUCUAAUUCCCCCGAUUCUGAGUUUCUUUGCGUUUCCUGAUGUUUGUGUUUGAUUUUUUUAUAACUUUUCCUACACGUGGAGCCGACAGGAGGCUCAGCUUCAACUGUCCAGGUAAACUUUGGGCUGUUAGGUGUGGGUUUGCUGCUUGUGUUUGACUGCAAAACUGUGAUGUACCUGCAUGUUUUUACCCACAAUGCAUUUUUCUAGCCUGACCGAGAGUCUCUUGGUGUGAGAAAGUGAAGGUGCACAUACCUCAGUGUGCUUCUCGUCCUGACUCGCUCACCAUCUCAGGUAGUCUGUGUGACUUUUAGCUUACCUGAAGGACCAAGUCGACGCUGAAGUGUUCAUUGCCCAUCCACAAGUCACAAGAACCACCAGACAUGCACACCAGGACCACCUGAGGGUCUUCACGCUAACGAUGCUCGAGGUCCCGUUAACAGUUAGUAACCUGUGGGCUGUGAUGGGUGGCGAGCCACAGGAGAAAGGUUUAGGGUCAUGUGACAACACCGGGCAAUACAUAGGGGUAGGAAAUGUAGGCACGUGACAGUUUCAAAGCUUUUAUUUUGAAACGUGAACAUGUUGCUGUGGGGCAGGGAUCGUUCUUGGGUGCCUUUUAGCUCAGGUGCACAAACACACCUGCAGCAGGUGUGCCAGUCUGAAACGGGUCUCUGCAACAUUUGACCUUCAUUUCCUCUGUUGUGCGGUACAUUAAGGUCCUGUGUGAUAUUCUCUGUGAGGGAAGCUGCUUCAGUUUAUUCAAAAUAAAAGUAUCAGAUGAA